This is a messenger RNA of Purpureocillium takamizusanense, 351 nucleotides long. RefSeq lists its product as uncharacterized. The record is from RefSeq and is a predicted model, not a curated record. Bases 1 to 351 code for a protein of 116 amino acids. Lineage: Eukaryota; Fungi; Ascomycota; Sordariomycetes; Hypocreales; Ophiocordycipitaceae. The transcript has a single exon.
AUGAUCUCCAAGGAUCCCUUUGACGUUUUCCGCCAUGACCCCACCGCGGCCAACCUCGAGGAGUGCUUUCGUCAGGGAGGCGACGUUAACAAGAAGAACGACAAUGGCGAGAGCGCCCUCGAGUACGCGGUCCUGCGCUACCGCGACGCCAGGGAUGAACGCGAAACUGCCGAGAUGGAGAUGUGGAGCAGCCUGAUUGACGUUCUCAUGCAGCAUGACGCCUAUUUCGAAUGGUGCUCGCAAUUGGAGUUUGCCACGGAUGGGGCCGACUAUAGGCUUUGGGUCCGUCAGAAGGUUCACUAUGUGCUCUAUUUCGUUUUGCAAUACGGAGAUCCGCCGUACAGUGAAUGA